GGGAUUCCUCGUGUUGACCAGCCACAUAACAUAUUUUGGUCGGUGCCCCAGUUUUGGAGACAUUCUCGUGGCUACAAGUGCGCAAGAGCAGCAACUGCUCCUCCGUCACUUUUCUCGUAGAACCAACAAACCACCCCCCAUGUAAAAAAAAGGAAAAGUUGCUUGUCCGUGAUCAGGAAGAAAAAAUGUGAAAACCCAAGAAGUGUUGCGGUGAUUUCGUGACUUUUCCCCCUGGAUUCCAUUGCGACGUUCUUGUGAAGCAGAAUUUGCAAAUUGGUGGGAAAAUGGGAAACUCCCAGGCAGCUCCGGAACGACCCACGGGGAAGAUGGUCAAGGCGAAGAGUUUCAUGCGAUUUGGUGGUAAGAAAACCCCCACAAAGGACACACCGAGGCAUGGUGAUCCGGAGGACGUUCCUGGAAUACUCGUUGGCGGGCACAAGAAGAGAUUCAAAUCAGUCGAUUCAUCCUACUUCAGAAGUCUCAAUCCCGAGGGCAGCAUCGCUGGCACGGAGAGCCCCCAUGGGAAGCAGCAGAGCCAGCAAAGUCAGCAGAGUAGCACUGUGUGCUCGGAGAGAAUGACAAACAAUGGGAAUUGUGCGGUGAAUGAGACCCAAUCGGAGGUACAACCGCGGAAAUCCAUCAGUGAGCACGUGUCGUUGACCUCGAGAGAAAGAGGUGUGCAGGAGAAACCAGCUCCGGUGGAUUGUUCGGUGCUUUUGGAUGGGGACGACCUUCUCAGUUACAAUUCGGCCGUCACACGGGCCGGGAGUCAGCCGCCAAUUUCGCACAGUGUCCCAACGUCGUGUCAGGAAAAAUCCAUCCUCUUUGUCACGGAUUCCUGGAAGAACGCCCAGAGUGUUUGUGCUGUUCAAGCAUCAGAAAUCACCCAAACAGGUCGAGAAACAUCACCAUCAAAUUGUGGAAGCUACAUCGUUGUACGUGAACAGACAACCUCCUCUAGUUCCGAUUCCGUCUUCACGGAUGCCCAAACACCGUUGGGCUUCACGGCGGAAUUCAAUCAGUGCUACUACUCCGAAGAGGAUGUUUGCGACUCCACAGCCCCCGACGUCCGUGGACCCUUCCUGAGUGCCCUAGCGGCGAGGAAUUAUCGUGAUCAACUCACAAAGCUCACUGUGGCACGAUUGAGUCCAAUAAGUGUGGCAGGAGUCGUGGAUAUGGCGCAAGAGAGGAUCCGCAAAGGGAGUAGCGAAGAGGAGCGAUCAGGAGGCACCUUAUUCAAUGUUUCGCGCGUCAAGAGGGUGGAAUUGAUCGAUAAUCUGGCUAAAUUUACGGACAACACAAUACCCACUCCAACUCAGUGUCUGCCAGAGAGCGAUGGCGUUAACCCACGGGAUGUUCCUCUGCCCACAACACCAGCACUCCCACGCAAUGGAACACCCCAGAGCCCCUCGGAUGGAAGUGUACUCAAGAAGGUGGCCUCCUUGAUCUCAGCUGAACGCAUGCAGCACCAACAGCCCGAACGGAAGCCAUCAUUCGUCCCGGAAAAACUCAAUUUUGGCGCCUAUGAAAAGUUCGAAGGUCAGAUGCUAAUGAAUUGGUUGGUGACAUCAGUGCAGCCACACACCAAUCUCACGGACCACGACAUCCACGCCAUUUGUCUGCAGACGUGCACAAAUCUCCUCAUGGCCGGCGUCAUUAAGCAGAUACCAGAUCGGCUUGCGCCCAUUCAGGAGGCAUUUCGCGCAAAUCUCAUGUACCAGUGGACGCACACAGAAGUCCCUCCUGCCACACCAGUUACACCAGGACGAUUAGAUCCUUCAUCAGCAUGGCCGCACACACCGCAAUCAGACAAAUCAACACCACUGAAGCCGGAGAAGGAACAAAUCGAAGAGGAAGCAACAGAAGACAAUCUCAAGGAACUCAAACAGAGACUAUGUGAAUGUGAAAGUGUUAGUGGCAUGAAGAGCCUCAUUGAGGCGGCGGAGAAGAAAUUUUCCCCACAAAGUGAUGAUGUGAUUAGUGAUGUGACCAAAGUUUCCCGAGAAAUUCAACCACGACGGAUACGAAGGAAUUUAUCGAGUGAUCUCAGUGACGCCGAACUGAGAUCACACCACCACAUCGUCCAAAAUGGUCAGGCGAAUGGGUAUCGUAGUAUAUGUGAGGAUAAAGCAACGCAGACGGAUGCUGAGAAGGACAUCAAUGUGCUGCACCUCAAGAAAAUCACCAUUUCCGCUACAGCACCAAAGAGUCCGGCUCAGAGUCCUGUUGCAUCAGCAGCUCCAUCACUUCCACCACCACCACCACCGCCUCCACCACCAGGUUCCUGCAUUCCGCAGAUGAAAGAAAUGGAGAAAACAAAUAAAAUCAACGAAAAUGCCGAUACAAUUAAUGGGGAACGGGAAGAAAAGGGACCUCAGGUUGCUGCAGCAGCGCCGCCACCUCCACCACCAGCUCCACCGGGGCCACCACCACCUCCAAUGCCUCCUGUGGGAUUAAAUGCACCCCCAGGACCUCCUCCGCCUCCUUUGCCGCCUGGUUCAACGGCACCACCUCCCCCGCCAGGACCUCCAGCACCACCACCACCCGCAUCAGCAGAUAAAGCUGGUCCAGGACCUGCUCCAUUCCCUAUGCCACCAGCUGGGGGAUGGCAACAAGCUGCUACACUACGGAAGUCUGCUGUUAACCCGCCCAAACCAAUGAGGCCGCUCUACUGGACACGAAUAGUUGCUCCGAAGUCUCCUGUUGAGAGUACAACUAACAACCUACUCUGGGCUGAAAUUGAUGAGAUGAAGUUAGACAAUCUCGAUGAAUUUACGGAACUCUUCUCGCGACAGGCCGUUAUACCCAAAAUGAAGGAAACCCCCAAAGUGACCAAAGUUCGCUCAAUAAAAAUCUUAGACAGCAAAAGAAGUCAAAAUGUUGCAAUUUUCGUCCGUUCACUGCAUGCAGACUUUGCUGAAAUUGAACACGCAAUCAGCCAUUGUGAUACAUCCGUAAUAAGUCUGCAAGCGCUACAAGUUAUCCGUGAUAUACGAGCAACGUCGGAGGAAUUGUCGCAAAUAAGAGAAGCUGUUAAUGAUGAAUCACCACUAGAUGAGCCGGAGCAGUUUCUAUUGCGUCUCGAAGACAUCUCAUCCUGCUCCGAACGGAUCUCCUGCAUCGUCUUCCAGGCAGAGUUUGACGAAGCAGUAACCCUCCUCGCACGUAAGAUGGACGUCUUCACGGACACAUGCAAGUUUAUGGUGGAAAGUGAGGCACUCAAGAAUCUCUUCUCUCUCAUCCUUACACUUGGGAACUACAUGAAUGGCGGGAAUCGAACACGUGGUCAAGCCGAUGGGUUUGGGCUUGAAAUUCUCGGAAAGCUCAAAGAUGUCAAGUCGAAGGAUUCCAAAAUAACUCUUUUGCAUUUCAUUGUUAAGACAUACAUUGAGCAGUGCAGGAAAAAUGGAACUCCGCUAACUGAACUACAAAUUCCCAUCCCAGAAGCAGCAGAUGUAUCCGUUUGUGGCACCGUUGAUUUUGAGGAUCUCACGCUGCAACUGGAGCGUCUUGAGAAGAAACUUAAAGAAUGCAAGGAAACAUCGCAGCAAGUAAUUGAUUCCUCAACACCAGAAAAUGUUCAACCGUUUGAGGAGAAAAUGAAAGUUUUCCUGGAUGCAGCCACGGAUCGUUUGUUGCUGCAGAAAAAGGAUGUCAACGACUGCAAAAAGAUAUUCCACAGAACGAUGAUUUUCUACAAAUUUCUCCCAAAAUCUGGUUCAUUGGAUGACACAAAACCUGAGCAGUUCUUUGAGUUGUGGCUCACAUUCUCCAAUGAUUUCAAAGACAUUUGGAAACGGGAGAUUCACGAUCUAACGCGUGAAUUGCUCAAAAAGACCAAACCAUCACCGAAGGUGACCAAAGCAAAGGCUAAGAAGGUUGUUCCGGGAAGUUUAAAGGAUCGCAUGCAGAAGUUCUCCAGUAAAUUGUCCAGUUAGAUUUGUUUCAGUCUCCUAAUAAGAAAUUCCUUGUAUAUUAGUACCUUAGAUUGUUUUAUAUAUACCUACAAAGCUAUUUAAAAAAAAUCAUGUACAGUGCUCUCCCUCGUUGUAGAAUAUUGUUAGACAAUAAAAUGAGUAAUAUAUAUUUUCAAAGGACUGCAAAAUUGCAUUCUGCGUUAUUCCAA
Lutzomyia longipalpis is the source of this 4126-nucleotide messenger RNA. RefSeq names its product protein cappuccino (gene capu). Gene Ontology annotation, cellular component: cytoplasm; cytoskeleton. Gene Ontology annotation, biological process: cortical actin cytoskeleton organization; actin filament network formation. The transcript is spliced from 10 exons. Lineage: Eukaryota; Metazoa; Arthropoda; Insecta; Diptera; Psychodidae. Gene Ontology annotation, molecular function: actin filament binding. The record is from RefSeq and is a predicted model, not a curated record. Bases 285 to 3938 code for a protein of 1217 amino acids.